Messenger RNA from Colletotrichum karsti, 1704 nucleotides. RefSeq lists its product as uncharacterized. The coding region runs from base 1 to 1704 and encodes 567 amino acids. Gene Ontology annotation, biological process: transmembrane transport. The transcript has 2 exons. NCBI's taxonomy places the organism in Eukaryota, Fungi, Ascomycota, Sordariomycetes, Glomerellales, Glomerellaceae. Gene Ontology annotation, molecular function: transmembrane transporter activity. The record is from RefSeq and is a predicted model, not a curated record.
AUGGUCCUGACUGACCUCAGCGAUGGCGGUAUCUCCCAGCCUGCGCCUGAAACCACGACAGCGGACCCCGAGAAACACGCUGGAAAAGACUUGGAAGGGGAAAGUUUGACUGCGAGUCUCCCGGAUACGCCAAAGUCGAACUGGAACAAGCCGAUGUCAUUUUAUCUCGCUUUCGCAUCGCUAUGUAUCAUGGUAUUGGCCGUUUCACUGGACGCCACGAUGCUGGCUGAAAUCACAUCUCAGCUUGGAGGGUCUACUCUCGAGGCCUUUUGGGCAAGCAUCUCUUUCAUGCUCGGUGUUGUGGUCACUCAGCCGAUCUACACCAGUGCAUCCGACGUCCUUGGCCGAAAAAUGUCUAUAUACACGGCAUGUGUUCUAUUUAUUAUCGGUUCCGUCAUUUUUGCAGUUUCAAAGUCUAUGAGCAUUGCAAUUUCGGGACGCGUGAUUCAGGGGCUGGGCGGCGGCGGACUCGACGUGGUGACUGAGAUCAUCAUCGCCGACAUCACGACCUUGAAGGAACGACCCCUUUGGAUUGGCCUUCUUUCGGUGCCAAUGGCCUUGGGAAGUCUUGCUGGGCCGAUUAUCGGUGCGCUACUGAGUCAAUACUCAGAUUGGCGAUGGAUUGGGUGGAUGAAUCUGCCCAUCAUCGCCGUGGCCGUGGUUCUGGCGUUCUUCUUCCUGAACUUGAAACCGAUGAGCGGAAGCCUGUGGUCCAGAAUCCGAAGGCUAGACCUUAUUGGAAUGCUUCUGUUCGCAGCUGGCUGCACCCUGUUCUGCCUGCCUCUUAGCUGGGCUGGAGCAAUGUACCCCGGGUCAUCCUGGAGGACCGUCGUCCCUCUCGUCAUCGGCAUUAUCCUCAUGAUUGCUUUUGGGUUCUGGGAAACCAAGCCAUCCGAACCCGUCUUCCCCUACAGGAUAUUCAAAUCACGAACAGCUCAAGUCUCGCUCAUCGGUGGUUUCAUCCACGGCAUGGUCAUGUACACCAUGCUUCUCUACGUCCCUCUUCACUACCAGGCGGUACUAUUUCAGUCACCACUUCGCUCCGCGAUCAGUAUUCUCCCUAUUUGUACCAUGGCAGUGGUUCUCAGUGGUCUUUCCCCGGUCGUAGUAGAGUAUACCAGACGGUAUCGCUGGGAAAUCUGGCUAGGCUGGGUAUUCACCAUCAUCGGCACCGGUCUAUUCGUGCUCUGGGAUCGUAAUUCGUCUACCGCCGAGCUCGCUGGAUUCCAGGUUGUCACUGGCAUUGGAUUAGGCACUCUGUUCACGCUUCCGGCGAUACCACUCCAAGCCUCCAUGAGCAGCGUCAACGAUCAUGGCUUGGCCGUCGGUAUCCUCGUCUCGUUCAGACUAUUUGGUGCCCUGAUGGGUCUUUCAAUGGGCUCCACAACUUUCAGUAGCAUUUUCUCCAGAGAGAUCUCGUCUCUUGCACCUCUUCCAGAAGCCGUGGUCACUUUGGAGAACGCGAGCGAGGCCAUUGCAUUCAUACCAUUCCUCAAGCAAAUGAAUGGGGCUAUCCCUGAUGUGCUGAUGAGUGCGAUAAGGGAUGCAUACAAUGAAGCCAUGAGAUCGAUAUGGUACAUUCUCAUUGCGUUUAGUGGUAUCGGACUUAUAACGUCACUAUUCAUGAAAGAGCUGACACUCGAGACCGAAGAGCUUGGACGGCAGCAUCUACAAACCUCAGUUGACGAGGCCUCAAAUCAUUGA